This is a messenger RNA of Pyricularia oryzae 70-15, 4527 nucleotides long. RefSeq lists its product as uncharacterized. NCBI's taxonomy places the organism in Eukaryota, Fungi, Ascomycota, Sordariomycetes, Magnaporthales, Pyriculariaceae. The transcript has 4 exons. Gene Ontology annotation, molecular function: ATP binding; ATP hydrolysis activity; nucleic acid binding. The coding region runs from base 1 to 4527 and encodes 1508 amino acids. The record is from RefSeq and is a predicted model, not a curated record.
AUGAGUACAGGUCGGGACCGCUCAAUCAACCCUUUCUCCGAGCAGGUGGGUGCUCAUGACGACGCAGACCCAGAAAGAAUCCAUUUCUUUCCGCAGAGUCUCGCCUACGCACGAGAUCUACAACUUCAUAAUCCCUCUCCGCCUCUUCUCGGCCGAUCAUCCCUGCAAGGAAACACAGUUCCACCUACCAUCGAGGUGCCGGCUUCGAGUUCGAGAUAUCAGCUACUCAACAUCUCCAACGACCGCCCCUCCCCUGAUCCCAGCUCUCUGUCCAGGCAUCCGAGUUUCGGUCAUUCUCAUCCAGAGCAACCUUUGGCUCCUCCUGCCAGCGGUCACGAAUAUCAAGUCACACUGUUCAAUAGGCAGCUACCUACGCCGGAGACUUCGAGCUCUGGGUUGCACUUUCAGUCACUCCGACAGCGGGUACUGCAACCUCACGGCCUCAACGAGCAGCACUCCCACGCGACGUCUGUUCCACACUUUGAAAACCAAUAUGCGUUAAAUAGCUCAUCAAGCCCCGCCGUAUCUAGCCCUACAACAAGGCUAAGUAAGCGCCCACACGGCCACCCUGUGAUGAGUGUACAUACAUCCCAAGAAGUCGCCAGGCCUGCACAGCCUUCUACGCCACCCUCGCAGACGGAGCAAACCGUACGUCAUCUCGACCUGGGACACGCUCCUCCAAUCGCCAACGGCGUCCACCUUAUCAGCCCUAGGGACGUCUUACCCGAUAGACUCAGAGUUGUUUUCCCUUUCGAACUUUUCAAUGCCGUACAAUCCAAGUCGUUUGCAUCUGUCUACAAAACAAAUGAUAACGUCGUCGUCUCUGCCCCUACCGGAAGUGGCAAGACAGCUAUCUUCGAGCUAGCCAUUUGCAAACUGCUUUCUCAGAAUACCGAUCAAAACUUCAAGGUUAUUUACGUUGCUCCCACAAAAGCGCUAUGCUCAGAGAGGGCGCGUGAUUGGGAGAGCAAGUUUAGGCACUUGAACUUGACCUCUGCCGAACUCACGGGGGACACCUUCAGCACUGAUAUGUCUCGUGUGAGAGCGGCCCAGAUAAUCGUCACGACUCCGGAAAAGCUAGACUCAAUCACAAGAAGAUGGGAGGACUAUCGCAAGCUCCUGGACCUCGUUCAGCUGGUUUUGAUCGACGAGGUACACUUCCUCAAGGACACCCGCGGAGCUACUCUCGAAGUCUUGAUAUGCCGCAUGAAGACCCAGGUAUCCAACAUCCGCGUUGUUGCUCUGAGCGCGACUGUGCCCAACAGUGAGGACGUCGCGAAGUGGUUGGGUCGCGGGAAUACCGACAACCACCAGCCGGCCAGACUCGAGACUUUUGGUGAGGAAUUCCGCCCUGUCAGGCUACAAAAGCAUGUUUAUGGUCUGCAUUGUUCAGGAAAUGCCUUUCAGUUCGAGCCUCAGCUAGAUACGAAGCUGUGUGAGGUGAUAACCACACACAGCCAGAAGAAACCCAUCAUUGUCUUUUGUUUCACGCGAAAGUCGUGCGAGCUGACCGCCAAGAAGUUGAGUCAAUUGUGGAUUUCUAUGGCAGACGACAAGAAACCCUGGCCUGGACCUGGACAGAAUAUGAAAGUCACCAAUGAUGGCCUCCAACAAGUCAUGCAGCAGGGGGUUGCUUUCCAUCACGCCGGUCUGGAGCAACAAGAUCGAUUGGCCGUGGAAAAGGCAUAUCUCGAAGGAAAACUCCACGUCAUUUGUUGUACUUCAACUUUGUCUGUGGGGGUCAACCUGCCCUGCCACACAGUGAUCCUCAAAGGGACUAUGGGGUUCCAAGAUGGAAAACUGCUCGAGUAUUCCGACUUGGAGGUGGUGCAGAUGCUUGGGCGAGCUGGUCGACCGCAAUUCGACAACAGUGCCGUGGCCAUCAUCCUGACCAGGUCUGAGACCAAAGCAAGAUAUGAGGCCAUGGCGUCAGGUACACAAGUCCUCGAGAGCACUUUACAUCACAACCUGAUCCAUCAUCUGAACUCGGAGAUAUGUCUUGGCACCAUCAGAAGCCUCGAUUCGGCCAAAGAAUGGCUCAAGAGCACCUUUCUCGGUGUUCGACUCCACGCCAACCCAUCGCAUUACAAGAUUGACUCGCAGUCUCCCAAUGGGGAGAAACUGCAUGUUGGAAGAUCCAUCGACGACAUGUGCGAGAGAGAAAUCAAUCUGUUGCAGGAGGCAAAAUUGAUCAGAUUCGAUAAUAAUGUUCUUGAAUGCACAACUGCUGGGCGGUCAAUGUCGGAAUACAUGAUUCGCUUCGAAACAAUGAAGAUGAUCCUCGACAUGCCAACUGGAACAAAGAUUCAUGACAUUCUCAUGACGUUGGCGAAAGCUGAAGAGUUCAAAGAUUUGCGUAUCAAGUCCAACGAAAGAGCUCUUUACCGCACACUGAACGAAUCGCCCUUCAUACGCUACCAAGUCAGGGCGAAAGAUAUCACUGAGGCUUGGCACAAAGUCUUUAUCAUCGUCCAGCUCGAUCUUGGUGGUGGUGAUUUUCCGUCCCCCAAAUCAGACACCAGCAGUAGUGUUUCGAAGAAUCACUUCAACAUCACAAAGCGGCAGGUAUCCGAUCGGAUGAAGUGGCUUUUACGGUGCGUUAUCGAUUGCAAAGGUGCCGAGAGAGAUUCUGAGACUGUCAAUAAUGCGCUGGAGCUCCUACGGUCAAUCAAUGCAGGCGGUUGGGAAGGUUUGCCAUCGCAGCUACUCCAAGUCCCUGGCAUAGGACCAGUCUCCAUGCGCAAGCUUACCACCCAUGGCAUCACAAACAUGGCAUCACUGCGCGAAGCAGACUACAUGGCGAUUGAGAAUAUCCUAACCCGGAAGCCACCCUUUGGCAAGAAUCUUAUGGACACCAUGAAGACCUUCCCCAAACUGGGCCUUGAACUGAGUCUCUCUGAAGCAUCCAACUCCAGCCACGCCAGCGAAGACGACCUUUCAGUGGUUAAACUUGAAGCAAAACUGACAUUCGAGGGUCUGGAUAGUGGCAACCCCUCACCAGGUGGCAAGGUUGAGUAUCUUACUUUCCUAGCCGAGACCUCAGAAAAGCGCCUGGUCUACUUUUGGCGUGGAAGAGACUGGAAAGGCAGAGCUGACAGAGCCAAAUUGAUCUUUUCGGCGACAUUGAGCAGCGGAGAAACUGAAAUCUCUUGCCACUUCCACUAUGAAGGUUUGGUUGGGCUCGGCGUCUCGAAGACUGCCCAUCGUACCGUUCCGAAACCCGCCUCUGCCAAGAGGGCGUCACAAAAGUCGCUGCAGCGUAUGUCAUCUGUGACAAAACCGGUCAAAAACAAGAAUUCUGGCAACGAUCCCACCUCGCCCAUCGAGAUUGACGAGGACGGCUUGGAAGAUGAGGAUCUCAUUGAGAUGUUGGAACAAGUACAGCGCACACCAGCAUCUCGCCCUUCUAAAAGGACUGGUGGAGACGAUGCCAGUGAGGACGACGAUGAUGAUGAAUUCCCUUCUGUCGAACACAUCGCAAGAUCGACCAAGACAACCUCUCCAGAGCGGACAACCCACGUGCCGGUGCAGCUCCCCAACGGAAGGUGGAAAUGUAACCAUACUUGUGCUGAGUUUGCUCGCACCAAGACUGGACAGCCCUGCAAACAUAAUUGCUGCCAUGAGGGACUCGAGAAGAAGCCCAAACCAAAGACAAGGGCGAAGAUCGAAGGCAACAGUAAAAAGAGAGGGUUGGAAGUUGAGGAACAAGUCAUUUCCGGUGCUAGGAGUCCUGUGUCAUCGACAACAAAGAGCGCGCCGAUCACCUCCAUGCCUCCACCGAAGAAACCGAAGAUUUCCAAGGCGGUCGAGUCGCAGAGUCUGCAGAGAAACCCGACCACUGCUACUUCAGGCAAACGAGUCCAGAAGUAUAUGGCGCCAACUUCAUAUCAGAUACAAAGGGCACCCGUUAUUGACUUGUCUCAAGAGGAAAACGCAACCUCAGCGAACGAGGCCAAGGGAAAUGAUAAUGGCGAUGGCCCCGGAGUAGUGCCCUUGCAGUAUCUACCAGGCUGGCGAGACCGUAGUCUUGAGGAUUGGGGCCAGCCCGUGCAUUUUGACUUUGACAAUUUCGAGUAUCCGGACCCCAGGAAAGCUGCCCAGGCUGCACCAUCCCCUUUCAGGGAAGGCGGAAUGGAUGUCACCUUGACACCCGAGCCUAUGCUAGGGAUCACAGCCUCUGGCGGCAUCUCGGAGGAAGAUCAAAAGAAGCUCCUGGAGGCGUCACGGAUUCUAGGUUUGCGCUCUUCUCCGGAUAUUGUUCGCACUGAUACAUCCGAGGAAUCAAGCUUGCCUGGAAGUUCAUACAAGGUGACUGACGAGCCUGAGAGUGAGAUCUACAAGCUGGGAUCCGAGCUUGAUUUGGGUCAGAACUCAAUUCCCACCCCUGAUGGGCAUUUCGAAGAUGAGAAUAUGGAGGACACAAUUGUGGUUGCCAACACUACCAAUGUGACAGAGCCAGAAUGGGUCAACGAGAUGGACUCUGACAUUAUGGAUUUCUUCCGGGACAGCAACAUCACGUUCGUCUAG